AAUAACCAGUUAUAAGGAGCGAAAUCAUCCGCGAGUUCCUGUUUAUUUUUGUUUAGAAAACAAAUAGAACUUCAAGGUAGGCCUAGCAAAGGUCAUUGAACAAUAAACGUGGGAUAACAGAUCGGGGAUUAAUUGAAUCGAUUGAAAGCUGAAUAACAUUAAGGCUCCGACCAAAGAAGAAAAGAGGGAACAUGCUGAAAAAAUGGACGCUAAGGAUAGUACGAGAACGUAAGAAACAGUUACGAUUAUUACUUGCUGUAUGUUUGAUUCUCCUUACAACCAGUAUUAUAGCUUAUAGAAAAGAUCCGGAGUGGCUAUCUCGAGAAAUUUGGACAGAAAAUUUGAAUACCAAUUUGAAUGUAUUAGAUCUCAGUGCCCCUAAAAAUGCUGAUUUUGCUCAAUAUAAAGAUAUGGUAUGCAACAAUUCGAUAUUAACGGACGAGAUUAUGAUUAUGCAUCAGGUGGUGGCUGAAGUAGACGAUCUAAGAGAUUCCAACUCGGCACAUUCAUUGGUUUAUGAUGCAAUUUUCAAAACCAUUGAUCCAAGGGCCAUAGUAAAACUUUCAUUCCAAGAACGUUGUGACUUAUAUUUCAAUAAAUUGUAUGAAAUUGACCCCCAUUGGAGGUUAGACCCCAAUGAUCCAUUCCCAUUAGUCGAUAGGAAUUUAUAUAAAUGGGAAGACUUCCGCAAGGCUAAAUGGGAUGAAGCAAGAGAAACAUUGGCUGAGAAGGCUGAAACUUCAAAGGAUGAUUUUGGUGAUAAUGAUGCGAUAGAGGAGGAAUUAAAUCAGAAAUAUUCAGAGUUUUGGAACGAAACAAUGUUACAAGAACAAAGGCUUGUUAAUUCCAUUUCACAUUAUAGAAUUUAUAACAAAUGUUUUGUUACAGGUUCGGAUGAAAUUGUUGCUAACAAAAAUUCCCAAUUUGUGGCAAAGCAACAACAACUUGCUGACCCUAGAGUUGAAGUACCAGCUUUGGCACACCGCGAUUUCAAAACUUGUUCAGAUAUGGAGUCUAGGAUCUAUCGUUGGCUUUCUAAAAGCUAUCCAAUUUAUGAGAGGUGGGAUGGCUCAAUAUUAGUCAAUCCUCCUGUGAUGAAAGAUUAUAUCAAUAUGGUCCAACCUUCAAACGCCAAGGCUUCAAAGGGGAAAGGUUCAAAGAAAGUAAAGUCCAAGUUGACUAACAACAAUUAUGGGUGCUUUGUAACUGGGUUCAAGGAUUUGUUGAAUGGUAAGGGAAUUGUUUUUUCCAUUGGAGAUCAACAUGUUGACGAAACAUGUAAUCUUAUGAGAUUACUUCGAGCAUUAAAAACUGAACUUCCUGUUCAAAUCGUUUACAAGGAUGACCUUUCCAAAGAAUCCAAGGCUAAAAUUGUCAACGCUGCAAGGGAUGACUUUAUAGAAUUACCUGAUUCAUUUAAAAAGGUACAUUCACAAUUUCCAGAUGACUAUAUGACCGACAAGGGUUUACCACCAAUAGAGGUUUGGUUUGUGGAUGUUAAAAGUGCAAUUGAUAGUCAUUAUCAUCGUAAGUUCAAUGGGUACAGUAAUAAGUUCCUUGCCACAUUUUUCAACUCCUUUGAAGAGUAUAUACUUAUUGAUGCGGACACAGUUCCAUUGAAGAAGCCAGAGUAUUUCUUUGAAAUUUCCCAGUAUAAAAAUACUGGUGCUUAUUUCUAUAAGGAUAGAUCUAUCCAAAUAUUUGACCCCGAGAGCGAAUCUAGAUUCUUCCAGAAAAUGUCCCCAUCACUCGUAGACAACUUUGUAUUUGAUUUUGAUCUUGUGAAGGAAGACGUGUUACAAAAUGAGGCAUUGAAAGAAGGUAUGCACCAUUACAUGGAGAGCGGAUUGGUUGUAGUGAAUCGUGCUAUUCAUUUCAAUGCAAUUAUGACUAUGUUACAUAUCAAUUUUUAUGAAUUAUUUUCUGCGCGUGUCUGGGGUGACAAAGAAAUCUUUUGGUUAGGAUUUAUGGUCAAUGGAGAAGAAUAUCACAUGAACAAAUUUUUUGCAGCCGCCAUUGGAGAAAUUCAAAGUGGUAGAACUCAUAAGUCACAGGAGCUCUGUGCGGCCCAUCCUGGGCAUGUUGCUGAAGAUGGGGUCACAUUGGAAUGGAUCAACUCUGGCUUUGCUUAUUGCGGACAAUCCGAUAAGGUGAACUUUGAGGAGGCAAUCAACAACCAAUGGCGCUAUCCUGAUAUCAAAACUAGUGAACAAUACGAGUCAUUUUACAGAGGUCGUAUGGAUAUUUCACAGGCACUUAUUCCGCCUUACAAUAGGGAGAGACUCAAGAACACCCAAGACGAACCCGAAGCUGGUUGGCGUGUUGACUAUGACUAUUGUGGUGGAUACAUGUGGUGUGCCUACAGUAGUAUCGGAGGGAAGACUUCAGAUGGCUCCGAUAAUAGCAUGACGGGAACUUUAAUAGAUUUCAACAAAUCAGACCAAGAUAUGUGGGCUUAUCUUGGCGACGUUUGGUUUGGUUUAAAACCGAAUCGUGUAUAA
Molecule: messenger RNA, 2501 nt
Organism: [Candida] anglica
Lineage: Eukaryota; Fungi; Ascomycota; Pichiomycetes; Serinales; Debaryomycetaceae
Source: the annotation of a GenBank genome assembly